AUGAAUUUGCACUACCUUCUACUCCUCUGUACAGGAUUGUUGGUGUUGGAACAGUCUGCUGCCUCCUCAUCCCCUUCCUCGUCUUCUGCAACUAAAACAGCUACGCGAAACACCCCUUCCUCCUCAUCCUCCUCCAUUGUCGACGACACGGCCACUCCUGCUUGUUCCCAAUUCAAGGCUCCCAAUGCUCGCACGCCUACCAACCUCAAACAAAAAUGGGAACAAGACGAUCGCAAUCUUUGGAAGUAUGUCGAACAACAGGUUCCUGCCGUCUUGGAUCACACUGGCACGGAAGCCUUUGAUCAUCAUUUAAAGGGCGUCCAAGCCGUCUUGCGAUACUGGGGUGCUCCCGACCAUUUGGCCAAUGCUGGCCUCUUUCAUUCCAUUUAUGGAACGGAAGGAUUUCAAGGAUUUAGUUUGCCAUUGGCCGAACGUCAAGCCAUUCAACAACUGAUUGGCAAAGAAGCUGAACGAUUGUGCUUUUGGUUUUGCAUGGUCGAUCGAUCUACCUUGGAUCAGACCGUUAUGGAUUGGGACAAACCACUGGAGGACAAUGUCCAAUUUACAUUGCGAUCGAGACCUGAAUUAGGUCGCUUUGCAUUGACACUCAACAAGGAAGAAUGGUUGGACUUUGUCGAAUUGACCAUUGCGGAUUGGUUGGAACAAGUGGAGGGAGCCUCCACCAAACCCUCGGACCUAUUUCUAUGGAAAAAGGGAGAAGCCUAUGCCUAUCGACGAUUGGCCUAUGCCAAAAUGGCUACCAUAUUGGCAGCGGAACGACCCAGCGGAAGGUCCCAUCAUGCCCAAGAAAUGCUGGCGGCCGUCAUGGGAACCGAAGAUCUUGAAACCAGACAUUUGGUACAGUUGCGGACGCCGCCAAUGUCAGAGGCGGCUGCCUUGGCAUUGGAGGCCUUGAGGGCGAGUGGAGAGACUAUUCCAGUAGAUUUGUCGCCGCAACCUCACGAAUCACUAGCCUGUUCCGCUUAA
Cylindrotheca closterium is the source of this 987-nucleotide messenger RNA. The record is from the annotation of a GenBank genome assembly. Lineage: Eukaryota; Bacillariophyta; Bacillariophyceae; Bacillariales; Bacillariaceae.